UGCGGAGCGUGUGGCCCAGGAUAUGCAACUCCUCUGGAUGCCAUGAAAGGUCCCCGGGAGGAGAUUGUGUACGUGCCUUGUAUCUACCGAAACACGGGCAUAGAGAAGCCCGACUACCUGGCCACCGUGGACGUCGACCCCAAGUCCCCACACUACUGCCAGGUGAUCCACCGGCUGCCCAUGCCGAACCUGAGGGACGAGCUGCAUCACUCGGGGUGGAACGCCUGCAGCAGCUGCUUUGGGGACGCCACGAAGAGAAGAAACCGUCUGAUCCUGCCCAGCGUGAUCUCUUCGCGAGUUUACGUGGUGGAUGUGGGAACAGACUCGCGAGCUCCUAGGAUCCAUAAGAUUGUUGAGCCAGUGGAGUUGUUCUGGAAGGGUAACGUGGCGAAUCCUCACACCUCUCACUGCCUGGGCAGUGGUGACAUCUUAAUCAGCUGUUUGGGAGACCCUUCUGGCAAUGGAAAAGGUGGCUUUGUUUUGCUGGAUGGGGAGACCUUUGAAGUGAAAGGAAAUUGGGCCGAUAUCGAGAAAGGGCACUACGGGCGCCGCAUCAACGUGUGGGACUGGAGCACGCACACGUACGUUCAGGCGAUCGAUUUGGGGAAAGGCUCCAUCCCUCUGGAAAUUCGAUUCCUCCACAACCCGGACGCAGCGGAGGGGUUCGUGGGGUGUGCUCUCAGCGGGGCCGUGCAUCGCUUCUACAAGACAGAGAAAGGAGACUGGGCAGCAGAGAAGGUGAUUGAAGUACCCAGCAAGAAGGUGCAAGGAUGGCUUCUCCCGGAGAUGCCGGGUCUUAUUACCGACAUCCUCAUCUCGCUGGACGACAGGUUCCUCUACUUCAGCAACUGGCUGCACGGAGACAUCCGCCAGUACGACAUCUCCGACACCCGCAAGCCCAAGCUGGUGGGGCAGGUGUUCCUGGGAGGCAGCAUCACGGCGGGUGGGCCUGUGACUGUGCUGGAAGACAAGGAGCUGCAGGGCCAGCCAGAGCCCUUUGUCAUCAAGGGGAAGAGGAUGCGGGGUGGACCUCAGAUGAUCCAGCUCAGCCUGGACGGGAAGAGGCUGUACGUCACCAGCUCUCUCUACAGCGGGUGGGACAAGCAGUUCUACCCGGAUCUUAUCAAGGAAGGCUCUGUUAUGCUGCAGAUUGAUGUGGAUACUGAAAGAGGUGGAUUGAGAGUGAAUGAGAACUUCCUCGUGGAUUUUGGGAAGGAGCCCGAUGGGCCUGUCCUAGCUCACGAGAUUCGUUACCCUGGCGGAGACUGCACCUCUGAUAUCUGGAUGUGACGGUUGGCGGGAGCUGCUUU
Molecule: messenger RNA, 1310 nt
Organism: Apaloderma vittatum (bar-tailed trogon)
Lineage: Eukaryota; Metazoa; Chordata; Aves; Trogoniformes; Trogonidae
Gene: SELENBP1
Product: selenium binding protein 1
Exons: 12
Coding region: 43-1290 (415 amino acids)
Molecular function (GO): selenium binding; protein binding
Source: RefSeq, a predicted model, not a curated record